Molecule: messenger RNA, 2713 nt
Organism: Dromaius novaehollandiae (emu)
Lineage: Eukaryota; Metazoa; Chordata; Aves; Casuariiformes; Dromaiidae
Gene: P3H1
Product: prolyl 3-hydroxylase 1
Exons: 15
Coding region: 66-2576 (836 amino acids)
Biological process (GO): peptidyl-proline hydroxylation to 3-hydroxy-L-proline; collagen metabolic process; collagen fibril organization
Cellular component (GO): endoplasmic reticulum
Molecular function (GO): collagen binding; protein binding; L-ascorbic acid binding
Source: RefSeq, a predicted model, not a curated record
GGGCCCCGGUGAGGGGGCGUGGCCUGCGCGGCGGCGGGGCGGGCGGUGCCGAGCCGCGCUCCGCCAUGGCGCUGCCGCUGCCGCUGCUGCUGCUGGUGGUGGCGGCGGUGGCGGAGGGGGGAUCCCCGCCGCCGCCGCCCGCCGCGCCGCCGCCGCCGCCGCCGCGCGCCGAGCCGCCGCUGCCGGCCGAGCCGCCGGACGCGCUGUUCGCGGCCGGUUCCGAGGCGUACGCGCGCGGCGACUGGGCCGCCGUGAUCCUGCACAUGGAGCGGGCGCUGCGGGCCCGCGGCGCCGUGCGCGCCCGCCUGGUGCGCUGCCGCCUGCGCUGCGCCAACGCCACGGCCUGGCCCGAGGAGCCGCCGCCGGAGCCGGCACCGGAGCCGGUGCUCCGCGACCUGCUCUUCUUCCGGCAGCUGCUGCGCCGCGCCGCCUGCCUGCGCGGCUGCGGGCCCGCCGCGCCCUCCCGGUACCGCCUGGGCGACGAGCUCGACCUCGAGUUCCGCAAGCGCAGCCCCUACAACUACCUCCAGGUCGCCUACUUCAAGAUCAACAAGAUCGCCAAAGCCGUGGCGGCCGCUCACACCUUCUUCGUGGCCAACCCCGAGCACGCCGAGAUGAGGCAGAACCUGGAGUACUACCAGAUGAUGGCCGGCGUCAAGGAGGACGACUUCGCGGACCUGGAGGCCCGGCCCCACCUGACCGAGUUUCGCCUGGGCGUCAGGUUUUACACGGAGGAGCAGCCCCCCGCCGCCAUCCUGCACCUGGAGAAGGCGCUGGAGGAGUAUUUCGUGGCGGACACCGAGUGCCGGGCGCUCUGCGAGGGGCCGUACGACUACGAAGGCUACAACUACCUGGAAUACAACGCGGACCUUUUCCAGGCCAUGACAGAUCACUACAUGCAGGUGCUGAGCUGCAAGCAGGGCUGCGUCACGGAGCUGGCCUCGCAGCCCGGCCGCGACAAACCCCUGGAGGACUUCCUACCCUCGCACUUCAACUACCUGCAGUUCGCCUACUACAACAACGGGAAUUACGAGAAAGCCGUCGAAUGCGCCAAGACCUACCUGCUCUUCUUCCCCAACGACGAAGUGAUGAACCAGAACUUGGCCUACUACACCGCCGUCCUGGGGGAAAAGCUGGCUGGGCCCAUCGAGCCCCGAGAGGAGAUCCAGGCGUACCGCCAGCGAAGCCUGAUGGAGAAGGAGCUGCUCUUCUUCAGCUACGACGUUUUCGGGAUCCCCUUCGUGGACCCGGACACGUGGACGCCCGAGGAGGUGAUACCGAAGAGGCUGCGAGAGAAACAAAAGUGGGGGCCGCGGGGCCGCGGAGCUGACGGCCGCCCCUGUGCCCAGGGCGGAGCGGGAGACGGCGGCGCGCAUCUCCGAGGAGAUCGGCAACCUCAUGAAGGAGAUCGAGACGCUGGUGGAGGAGAAGGCCAAGGAGUCCGCCGACAUGAGCAAGUUCAUCCGAGAAGGAGGCCCCUUGGUGUACGAGGGGGCCAGCGUCACCAUGAACUCCAAGGCCCUCAACGGCUCGCAGCGCGUCGUGGUGGACGGGGUCCUCUCCGCCGAGGAGUGCCGCGAGCUGCAGAGACUCAGCAACGCAGCCGCCUCGGCCGGGGACGGCUAUCGCGGGAAGACGUCGCCCCACACCCCCAGCGAGACCUUCCACGGCGUGACCGUCCUCAAGGCCCUCAAGCUGGGCCAGGAGGGCAAGGUGCCCCUGCGGAGCGCCCGCCUCUACUACAACGUGACGGAGAAGGUGCGGCGCAUGAUGGAGUCCUACUUCCGCCUGGAGGUCCCGCUCCGCUUCUCCUACUCCCACCUGGUGUGUCGCACCGCCAUCGACGAGAAGCAGGAAGGCCGGACGGACAACAGCCACGAGGUGCACGUGGACAACUGCAUCCUCAACGCGGAGGCCCUGCUGUGCGUGAAGGAGCCGCCGGCCUACACCUUCCGGGAUUACAGUGCCAUCCUCUACCUCAACGGGGACUUCGAAGGAGGAGCCUUCUACUUCACCGAGCUGGAUGCCAAAACCGAGACCGCGGAGGUGCGGCCGCAGUGCGGGCGGGCCGUGGGCUUCUCCUCGGGCUCGGAGAACCCCCACGGGGUGAAGGCCGUGACCAAAGGCCAGCGCUGCGCCAUCGCCCUCUGGUUCACGCUGGACCCCCGGCACAGCGAGCGGGAGCGCGUGCAGGCCGACGACCUGGUGAAGAUGCUCUUCGGGACGGAGGAGGUGGAUCUCCCGCCGGAGACCGAGCCGCCGGCCACCGCGGCCCCCGAGGGGAAGGACGAGCUGUGACGUCCCUCCGGGCAGCGCCCCGUCCCCGCGCAGGCCUGUCCUGCCCGGAGAGCCACCCGGCUCCGGCCUUUCCGGACUCGGCCCCGUUCGACUGCAGCACGCGGUGGUGGUGGGACACUCGGCCACGGCUGCCGUCACAGCUGGACAGGGGAACAGGCGUCCUUGGGGUGUCCAACCUCCCUCUCCCCACCGCCACUGACCUCGGGGGCUCAUGGAGACGAGCAGCCAGACUUUGGGGGGACAUAGGAGAAAAGGAGGGGGGGGUUGCUCUAUUUUAGGGCCGAAGAACCAGCGUGGAGCUGGUACGUGGUGCUGCCAGGACGCCGGGGCCACCCCGGUGCCCUUCUCCUCCACGUCACAGCUAUUUAAGUGCCUUCUGCAGACAAUCGGCAAAUAAAGGUGCCUUUUUUUUGUA